UCAAGAGAAAUCAAUGCAAACAACAAAGAGUAAGACAAUGGCAAAGAUUUCUCUGUUUUUGGUGUCUUUAGUUUGUGCUCUGGCUUUGGCCUCAGCUCAGAGUGCCACCAAUGUGAGAGCUACUUAUCACUUGUACCAACCUGAGCAGCAUAAUUGGGACUUGAAUGCAGUGAGUGCAUAUUGUUCAACUUGGGAUGCAAACAAGCCCUUAUCAUGGCGCAGCAAAUAUGGUUGGACAGCUUUUUGUGGACCUUCUGGCCCUACGGGCCAAGCAUCUUGUGGCAAGUGCUUGAGGGUUACAAACACUAGAACAAACACUCAGGAAACUGUGAGAAUUGUUGACCAAUGCAGCAAUGGAGGGCUCGACUUGGAUAUUGGUGUCUUCCAAAAACUGGACACAGAUGGGAAUGGUUAUGCUCAAGGCCAUCUUAUUGUCAAUUAUGAUUUUGUGGACUGUCGUGACUAGAUUUUGCAUUCAAAAGACUAGCCAGCAAUAUUACUUGUUAUUGCUCUGGUUAUAAAUUAUAAUAAGCUUUUGUGCAUCAAUAAACCAAAGGAAUAAAGGAUCAUAUGUAUGUCGCCAGCACCACCCAGGUGGUUUAUAUGGUUAUUAACAAUACUAGUGAAAUAAAUGAAAUGGUCUGAAUUCUCAUUUCAAAA
This is a messenger RNA of Lotus japonicus, 660 nucleotides long. RefSeq names its product pathogenesis-related protein PR-4-like. Lineage: Eukaryota; Viridiplantae; Streptophyta; Magnoliopsida; Fabales; Fabaceae. The record is from RefSeq and is a predicted model, not a curated record. Bases 14 to 466 code for a protein of 150 amino acids. The transcript is spliced from 2 exons. Gene Ontology annotation, molecular function: RNA nuclease activity. Gene Ontology annotation, biological process: defense response to bacterium; defense response to fungus.